CAGUGCAAAGAGUCUGACUGGGGAAGGAGGCAUCACUGGACUUUAAGCAGCAACAGUCUGGUGAUGGGAAGAAAAUUGUAUUGAAGAGCAGAAAACAUUUUCUCACAUAACAAAGAAAUACCAGCAACAGCAUAACUGGAAGUGCAGACAUGGCAAACAAAUAGUCUAUGGAAUAAGAUUCUCCAGCUGGAGGCAAAUCUAUGGCAGCUCAGCUGUAAUGGUUUGUAAUGGGAGGGACGCUGCCCCUAUUGCUUGACAAACACAAUGAAUAGCGCAGAUCUGCCAGUCAUAUAGGUGUGCAGGAGGACUGGCAGACACAGGGAGGUAUCAGUGCACUCGGGUGCGGCUGCUGAAGCAGCUCUGUCCAGCCAGCCCCGAGGCUGAGGGGAGUAACAGUCUGCAGCUGGAGAGAUGACUCUGGUCUCUGGGGAGAAUGUGGAUGAGACUCUGGUGUCACUCAGUGCCUUGGGGCAGGAAGGCUAUGACCCAGAGAAGGCGACACAGGACUGCUGCGAGAGGGUGGUCAUCAACAUCUCAGGACUGCGGUUUGAGACCCAGUUAAGGACAUUAGCUCAGUUUCCCCAUACCUUGCUGGGGGACCCAAGGAAGAGAAUGAGAUUUUUUGACCCCCUGAGGAAUGAGUACUUCUUUGAUCGCAACCGUCCCUGCUUCGAUGCCAUAUUAUAUUACUAUCAAUCCGGUGGCAGGCUCCGGAGACCUGUUAAUGUGCCAGUUGAUAUCUUCCUAGAAGAGAUCAAAUUUUAUGAGCUGGGAGAGGAUGUCAUUGAGAUGUUUAGAGAUGAUGAAGGAUUCAUCAAAGAAGAGGAGCGACCUUUGCCAAACAAUGACUUCCAGAGACAAGUCUGGUUGCUCUUUGAGUACCCUGAAAGCUCAGGUCCUGCCAGGGGUAUUGCUAUUGUGUCUGUUCUCAUUAUCCUAAUAUCUAUAGUCAUUUUCUGCCUAGAGACUUUGCCCGAAUUUAGAGAGGAGGUCAGACUGUCUGGGGGGCAUCUUGUGAUUAAUGGCACUCGCACAUUAAAAGAUAGCCCUUUUACUGACCCUUUCUUUCUUAUUGAGACCCUUUGCAUUAUAUGGUUCUCCUUUGAGCUCCUGGUCAGGUUCUGCGCCUGUCCAAGCAAACCUGCCUUCUUCAAGAACAUGAUGAAUGUCAUUGAUAUUGUGGCCAUUAUCCCAUAUUUCAUCACCUUGGGAACAGAACUUGCGGAACAACAAGGUAGCAAUGGUCAACAGGCUAUGUCCUUGGCCAUUCUGAGAGUCAUACGCCUGGUUCGAGUUUUCAGGAUUUUUAAGCUCUCCAGACACUCCAAAGGACUUCAGAUUUUGGGAAAAACACUCCAGGCUAGUAUGAGGGAGCUGGGGCUACUUAUUUUCUUCUUGUUUAUCGGUGUUAUAUUAUUCUCUAGUGCAGUUUAUUUUGCAGAAACAGAUGACCCUGAAUCCUUGUUCACUAGCAUCCCUGAUGCCUUCUGGUGGGCUGUAGUGUCCAUGACCACAGUUGGUUAUGGUGACAUGUACCCUCUGACCAUCGGGGGCAAAAUUGUAGGUUCUCUUUGUGCCAUUGCAGGAGUAUUGACAAUCGCUCUUCCAGUCCCUGUAAUUGUUUCCAAUUUUAACUAUUUCUACCACAGAGAGACUGAUCAUGAAGAGCAAUCUCAAUACACUCAUGUGACAUGUGGACAGCAGCCAUCUACAUUUGGAGACCUAAAAAAGAGUGAAAGCAAACAGUCAUUCAAUAAGUCAGAUUACAUGGAAUCAGAAGAGAUAGAUGACACAAAAUAUACUAAUUUUACCUCCACAAACCAACACUAUGCAGAACAAAAAAAGUUAACCGAAGUAUGACCUGUUGAAGACCUCACUGGACUGGAGGAGCUUACAAUGUAGAAGGUCUCUCAUUACCAUAUUGUAAAGUGUAGAAGAUAAUAAGCCAUUCUAGAGUUUAUUAAAGGGACAGUACACUGUAAAAUUGUUUUUCCAUUAAUGUAUUUUAAAUGACUUGUUAUACCAACUGCAGAGUAUAAAAUAUUUGAGAAAUUCAA
This is a messenger RNA of Bombina bombina (fire-bellied toad), 2057 nucleotides long. Its product is annotated as potassium voltage-gated channel subfamily A member 2-like. The coding region runs from base 412 to 1860 and encodes 482 amino acids. Gene Ontology annotation, molecular function: delayed rectifier potassium channel activity; protein binding. The transcript has a single exon. Gene Ontology annotation, cellular component: membrane; voltage-gated potassium channel complex. NCBI's taxonomy places the organism in Eukaryota, Metazoa, Chordata, Amphibia, Anura, Bombinatoridae. Gene Ontology annotation, biological process: protein homooligomerization; potassium ion transmembrane transport. The record is from RefSeq and is a predicted model, not a curated record.